CCGCCCCGGUGUGGUGCCGUGCUCUCCGGCGUCGGCGCGUCCGUGUGCGGCUCUGGGAGCGAUGUCGGGCGGCCUCCUCAAGGCGCUGCGCAGCGACUCCUACGUGGAGCUGAGCCAGUACCGGGACCAGCACUUCCGGGGUGAUAAUGAAGAACAAGAAAAAUUACUGAAGAAAAGCUGUACACUGUAUGUUGGGAAUCUUUCCUUCUACACAACUGAAGAACAAAUCUAUGAACUUUUCAGUAAAAGUGGUGACAUAAAGAAAAUUAUUAUGGGUCUGGAUAAAGUGAAGAAGACAGCAUGUGGAUUUUGUUUUGUGGAAUAUUAUUCAAGAGCAGAUGCAGAAAAUGCCAUGCGGUAUAUAAAUGGAACUCGUCUGGAUGACCGGAUCAUUCGCACAGACUGGGAUGCAGGCUUUAAGGAGGGCAGGCAGUACGGACGUGGACGCUCUGGGGGCCAGGUACGAGAUGAGUAUCGGCAGGACUAUGAUGCUGGGAGAGGAGGAUAUGGAAAACUGGCACAAAACCAGUGAGCAGUAAGAGCCCCAUCAGUGAGAAACUCUUGCGUGCUGAAGAAUGCUACCCAAGGUCUGCGAGUCGGCUGCUGUUGGGAAACUUCCAUCAGUAUCUGCGCAGCUUCAAGCCCCUUGGCUUCCCUCUGAAAAUUAUUGAAGGACAACCCUGAAGAAUACCUUUAAUUCGUCUUCAAAUCUUGACCAUAUGUCAGGUUACCAGAAUGAUUUUCUGUUAACCAGGUCAGAAAUUGUGUUCCUUGGCAAGAGAGUUAAUGUUGAUUAAUCUGUUAGCCAAAACACCACACUUCUUUUAGGUAGACUGGAAAAUUAAAGUGUUGGCUUUACCAUGUUUGCAUCAAAGCAGGUUCACUAUUCAUGUUGGAGCCUAGAUUGAUUACUUUUUAUUGUUAAGUCUGCAUGUUUAAUAAAUCAGUUUUUUAAAA
Molecule: messenger RNA, 957 nt
Organism: Ochotona curzoniae (black-lipped pika)
Lineage: Eukaryota; Metazoa; Chordata; Mammalia; Lagomorpha; Ochotonidae
Gene: NCBP2
Product: nuclear cap binding protein subunit 2
Exons: 4
Coding region: 62-532 (156 amino acids)
Biological process (GO): mRNA cis splicing, via spliceosome
Cellular component (GO): nuclear cap binding complex
Molecular function (GO): RNA cap binding
Source: RefSeq, a predicted model, not a curated record